Messenger RNA from Parus major (Great Tit), 3171 nucleotides. RefSeq names its product myosin heavy chain, skeletal muscle, adult-like. The transcript has 23 exons. NCBI's taxonomy places the organism in Eukaryota, Metazoa, Chordata, Aves, Passeriformes, Paridae. Gene Ontology annotation, molecular function: actin filament binding; ATP binding; cytoskeletal motor activity. Gene Ontology annotation, cellular component: myosin complex. Bases 16 to 3024 code for a protein of 1002 amino acids. The record is from RefSeq and is a predicted model, not a curated record.
CAUUAGAGGGCAGACAUGGCCUCUGGAGAUGCUGAGAUGGCCGUUUUUGGGGAGGCCGCUCCUUACCUCCGAAAAUCGGAAAAGGAGAGAAUUGCAGCCCAAAACAAACCUUUUGAUGCCAAGUCAUCUGUCUUUGUGGCUCAUCCCAAAGAAUCCUUUGUGAAAGGGACAAUCCAGAGCAGGGAAUCAGGCAAAGUCACUGUCAAGACUGAAGGGGGAGAGACCCUGACAGUGAAGGAAGACCAAGUCUUCUCCAUGAACCCUCCCAAGUAUGACAAGAUCGAGGACAUGGCCAUGAUGACCCACCUCCACGAACCCGCCGUGCUGUACAACCUCAAAGAGCGUUACGCAGCCUGGAUGAUCUACACCUACUCGGGUCUCUUCUGCGUCACUGUCAACCCCUACAAGUGGCUGCCGGUGUACAACCCCGAGGUGGUGUUGGCCUACCGAGGCAAGAAGCGCCAGGAGGCCCCUCCACACAUCUUCUCCAUCUCUGACAACGCCUAUCAGUCCAUGCUGACUGAUCGGGAGAACCAGUCCAUCCUGAUCACCGGAGAAUCCGGUGCUGGGAAGACUGUGAACACAAAGCGUGUCAUCCAGUACUUUGCAACAAUUGCAGCCAGUGGGGACAAGAAGAAGGAGGAACAUGCAUCAGGCAAAAUGCAGGGGACGCUUGAGGAUCAAAUCAUCAGCGCCAACCCACUGCUGGAGGCCUUUGGAAAUGCCAAGACCGUGAGGAACGACAACUCCUCACGCUUUGGUAAAUUCAUCAGAAUCCAUUUUGGUGCCACAGGCAAACUGGCUUCUGCUGACAUUGAAACAUAUCUGCUGGAGAAGUCCAGAGUCACUUUCCAGCUCAAGGCGGAAAGGAGCUACCACAUCUUUUACCAGAUCAUGUCCAACAAGAAGCCAGAGCUAAUUGACAUGCUUCUCAUCACCACCAACCCUUACGAUUUCCACUUUGUGAGUCAAGGUGAGAUCACAGUUCCCAGCAUUGAUGAUCAGGAGGAGCUGAUGGCCACAGAUAGUGCCAUUGACAUCCUGGGUUUCAGUGCUGAUGAGAAAACAGCCAUCUACAAGCUGACAGGGGCUGUCAUGCACUAUGGGAACCUGAAGUUCAAGCAGAAACAACGAGAGGAGCAGGCAGAGCCUGAUGGCACUGAAGUUGCUGACAAGGCUGCCUACCUGAUGGGGCUGAACUCAGCAGAUCUGCUCAAGGCCCUCUGCUACCCCCGCGUCAAGGUGGGGAAUGAAUACGUGACCAAGCCCAUGGGUAUUUUCUCCAUCCUGGAAGAGGAGUGCAUGUUCCCCAAGGCAACUGACACCUCUUUCAAGAACAAGCUCUAUGACCAGCACCUGGGCAAGUCCAACAACUUCCAGAAGCCCAAGCCUGCCAAAGGCAAGGCUGAGGCCCACUUCUCCCUGGUGCACUACGCUGGAACAGUGGACUACAACAUCACUGGCUGGCUGGAGAAGAACAAGGACCCUCUGAAUGAAACUGUCAUUGGGCUGUACCAGAAAUCAUCUGUGAAGACCCUGGCUUUACUCUUUGCCAACUAUGGUGGAGCAGAUGCAGAGGCUGGUGGUGGCAAGAAGGGAGGCAAGAAGAAGGGUUCUUCCUUCCAGACUGUCUCAGCUCUUUUUCGGGAGAACCUCAACAAGCUGAUGACCAAUCUGCGGAGCACUCACCCCCAUUUUGUGCGCUGUAUCAUCCCCAAUGAGACUAAAACACCUGGUGCCAUGGAGCACGAGCUGGUGCUGCACCAGCUGCGCUGUAACGGCGUGCUGGAAGGGAUCAGGAUUUGCAGGAAAGGGUUCCCCAGCAGAGUCCUCUAUGCUGACUUCAAACAGAGAUACAAGGUGCUUAAUGCCAGUGCCAUCCCCGAGGGACAGUUCAUUGACAGCAAGAAGGCUUCUGAGAAGCUCCUUGAGUUCCAGAAGAUGCGGCGGGACCUGGAAGAGGCCACGCUGCAGCACGAAGCCACGGCUGCCGCCCUGCGCAAGAAGCACGCGGACAGCACCGCUGAGCUGGGGGAGCAGAUCGACAACCUGCAACGUGUGAAGCAGAAGCUGGAGAAGGAGAAGAGUGAGCUGAAGAUGGAGAUUGAUGACUUGGCCAGUAACAUGGAAUCUGUCUCCAAAGCCAAGGCCACCCUGGAGAAGAUGUGCCGCACACUGGAAGAUCAGCUGAGUGAGCUUAAGACCAAGGAAGAAGAACAUCAGCGCAUGAUCAAUGACCUCAGUGCUCAAAGAGCUCGUCUGCAGACAGAGUCAGGUGAAUAUUCACGCCAGGUGGAAGAAAAAGAUGGCUUGAUAUCUCAGUUAUCCAGAAGCAAACAGGCAUUCACUCAACAGAUUGAGGAACUAAAGAGACAUUUAGAGGAAGAAAUAAAGGCUAAGAACGCCCUGGCCCACGCCCUGCAGUCUGCUCGCCAUGACUGUGACUUGCUCAGGGAACAAUAUGAGGAGGAGCAGGAGGCCAAGGGGGAGCUGCAGAGAGCCAUGUCCAAGGCCAACAGCGAGGUGGCUCAGUGGAGAACCAAAUACGAGACAGACGCCAUUCAGCGCACGGAGGAGCUUGAGGAGGCCAAGAAGAAGCUGGCCCAACGUCUGCAGGAUGCAGAGGAACAGGUUGAGGCUGUCAAUGCCAAAUGUGCCUCCCUGGAAAAGACAAAGCAGAGGCUGCAGAAUGAAGUGGAGGACCUGAUGAUUGAUGUGGAGAGAUCCAAUGCUGCCUGUGCUGCUCUGGAUAAGAAGCAGAAGAACUUUGACAAGUCUGAGGAAGACAGGAAGAAUGUCCUGAGGCUGCAGGAUCUGGUGGACAAGCUGCAAAUGAAAGUGAAAUCCUACAAGAGACAAUCUGAGGAAGCUGAGGAGCUGUCCAAUGUGAACCUCUCCAAGUUCCGCAAGAUCCAGCACGAGCUGGAGGAAGCCGAGGAGCGGGCUGACAUUGCAGAGUCACAGGUCAACAAGCUCCGAGCCAAGAGCCGAGAGUUCCAUAGGAGGAUAGAAGAGGAAGAAUGAGAAUGUCACAAGGCACAAAGUGUCCCGAGGACUGCACAAAAUGUGAACCUCUUGGUCACUUUCCUUCUGCCAUGAGUCUUUGUACCCACCUCAGUGUCUAGUGAAUAAAGACUGUAGUAGCUUCCUCUGCAUACAUGCUAUGAACAA